Cervus elaphus (red deer) is the source of this 2179-nucleotide messenger RNA. It is a transcript of the gene GSDMC, whose product is annotated as gasdermin C. The record is from RefSeq and is a predicted model, not a curated record. Gene Ontology annotation, biological process: pyroptotic inflammatory response; defense response to bacterium. Bases 384 to 1820 code for a protein of 478 amino acids. NCBI's taxonomy places the organism in Eukaryota, Metazoa, Chordata, Mammalia, Artiodactyla, Cervidae. Gene Ontology annotation, molecular function: phosphatidylserine binding; phosphatidylinositol-4,5-bisphosphate binding; phosphatidylinositol-4-phosphate binding. The transcript is spliced from 14 exons.
AAAGAAAGGGGUUUGACUAAGUGCCCACCCUGGCUUCUUAAAUGUGACACUCGGAAAGAAUCGGGAAAUGCAACGUAUACAUCAGAAAGGGAAAGAGCACCACUUCCCAGGAUCUCUGUCCAGUCUGCUCCAAGACAGCGUAGUACAUACAGAACCAAGCACUGCCUGAUUCUACUCCACAGACUUUUGGCUGAUAAGGAAUUAAGAAGGAUUUUGCAUUGGAAAUUCAGUCAGAGACUUACUGGUGGAGAGAAAACAGUGAGUAGAGUCACGUGUAUCUACUCUCUGAAGUUUGUCAAACUCUGCUUGACAUCAUAAGGUCUGAAGGGACCCUACUCAACUGGAAUCUUUUCUACAAGGCAAAACAAUACACAGCCUGCAUCAUGACCUCCCUGUUUGAGCAUACCAACAAGAAUUUGGUCAAAGAGCUUGGAGGCAAAGACCUGAAGCCCAUCCAAAACCCGCAGAGUGCCAACAAAUUCUGUCUCCUGAGUCUACUGCGGCAGAAGAGGAGGAUCCUCUCUCAGUUCUGGAAACAACCUGAUGUUCCAGUUGACUGCAUCCUCACGGACAUCCUGGAGCCAAGUUCUUCAGUCCCAGAGCCUGUAGUGACAGGAAAAUUCCUCUUCAGUGACAAAAUGGUCCAGACGGAGGCAGCUGAGGUGGAUGUGACUGCUGGGUUAGAAGUGAGUGCGUCGGGGAAGGCUUCCCAGUCCUAUGAAUGCUCCCUGGAGGUUCAGUCUGUUACCAUCUCACCACGCGACUGGGAAGACCUCCAGGAGAGGAAAGUGUUGGAUCAAGAGCCGCCAUUUCGGAAGGAGUGCCGGACCAGAGGGGACAACCUGUAUGUGGUGACAGAGGUUGUGCAACUGAUCAACACAACCGUCUUGCAGGACAGCAGCAGUGUGAAAGGCACGGGCAAAUUAUCUAUCCCUUGGAGUUUUUAUGUCAAGAGCACAGGAGACAGAUCGGGUCUGAAAGUGAGACAGAGGACGCUGACUCUGCCCCAGGGCACCGUGAUGGCCUAUAAGAGGAAGCAGCUGGUGUUCCAGGAGAACGGUCGAGCCAUUCUUCUCAUCUCACAUGAUGACAAGCGGAAAACCUUCCCAGAAGAUGAGUUCCUGUGUUGCGCAGUGUCUCUGCCUAGACCUCAGUUUCAAGGGAAACUGCAGGAGCUGCAGAUGUCACCAGAAGCCAUAGACCUUUGUGGCCACAGAGAAAGCCAGUUUUCUCCUUUGAAUACCAGGACAGAUUUCAAGUCCCUACAAAAUGAGGUUUCCAGGGAAAUGGAGGCAGUGGCUGAGCUCCCCAGGGACAUUCGAGAUGCUCUUUUUCAUACCAUCCUGGCCAAGCUCAAGGACCAAGGGGCUCUGCAGGACUUCACAGACAUGCUGGAUGGGAACAUUUGGAUUCAUACAGGCAGCUUCCUAAGUGAGAUGCAGGAAAACUCAAGAAAUGUGUGGCUUGAGUCAAGACACAUUAUUUACCUCCUUGAAGCCUUACUGGUGCUGAGUGACAUCCAACAUGAGCUGCUGGCCUGGUCCAUGGAGAAGAGGAUCCUGCCCCAGCAGCAGGAGCUGGUGAAGAGCAUCCUGGAGCCCAACUUCCUGCACCCCUGCAACAAUCCCUUCACCCUGGAUCCCAAGCUCCUCGCCUCACUGGAGGAAGAGGGGUUGGCUAUCACCUUCGGCCUGCUGCAGGAGUGCGGUCUGAGUGUGGCACCCGACAACCCCAAGGGGACUUGGGACCUGGAGGCCAAGGAGCCCCUGUCUACCCUGUACGGGUCCCUCUUGAUGCUGCAGCAACUGGCUGAGUCCUGAGCCCUCGCUGGGGGCACUGAGUCCAGAGAGGCCUGGCUGCACCCUGGUCCAGCUGUGAGCGUCCUCUGUGCUCAGGGUACAUGGAGCCCCACCUUCUGCCACUCCAGUUUGGGUGGAGAGAGAUCGAUAAAGACCGGAGGGAACAUUCUAGGGUGAUGGAAAUACUCUGUAACUCUGUAUCUCGCUAAAGGUUUAUGCAUUUGUCCAAACUCAACAAAUAGUAUCUAAAGAUCUGAACAUUUCAUUGCAUGUUAAUUUUACUUCAAAGCAAUGUACACAAAGAUUGAACUCUCAUGAAUAAGCAUUCUGAAUUGCAUUGGGUAAAGUGUACUGACAUCUGUAACUUACUUGGAAAUAUA